AUGCCGCGGUUGGUUCGGCGGCAGCCGCUCUUUGAGCGCAUCAUGUCUGCCUUGAACCCGAUGGACUUCCUGCUAUGGCUGUCGGAGGAGCUCGAAACAAGGGAUUGGGAUUCGACUUCGGCAGGGACACAACUUGGCCUGGGACUCAACUUCAUAUUCCUGAUUGCGCGCGCAAAUUCCUCUUCUUCCUCCUCCAACGACGACGUCUUCAGCGACGACAACGGUUCCGGUUGGCUUUCGUUCUUUGUGUAUCCUCUCGUCUGGACCCUCAUCAUGUUUUCGAGUUCGAAUGCCUACUACACCAUUACCCGAACCCGCAAAUACCGACUUUUCGAGGCCAAUGUGGAGGUCGAGCCUUCGACCCCAUCCGCACGACGUGUGAAGGUGGAUCAGUCCAAUUCAUCCCCCUCGACGCCCCUCCGAUACCUCGCCAAAAUCAUCGCUCCCGACACCCCGGAGUCUCGUGCCCACCCUGACAAGGCAUCUGAUGUGUGGGAACUGUCGGUCUGGGAUCCGCUCCCGGUUUCCUUGCGGCUGUUCUGCCUCUUCGGCCCUGGCCAUGUUUUGGUGUACAUGCUAUUCUUGCCCCUCGCUCCUCUGGACCCUCGCCCGAGCAUGACUGUUUUCAACACUCUCGUUCUCCAGGCCAUCAUCUCUGGUCAACUUCUCUUCUUCUGCUCUCGAUUCACCCAACAAGCUAAGGAUACGGCAAUCAUCCAGAAGGAGGUACUGCGCGAGUACGACUCCAAAUUUGUUCGCCCCCAUCUGCAUCCGGUCGUUAGAGAUGUCGGCACUCAGUUCUGCGAAAACCAACCUCGCGAACUCCGAGAGUUUGUUCAGACUGGCACUCCAACAACUCAGAUCAGCCGUGGCUUCCACGCUCAUGUCAACCCAUACACGCAACCUGCCAAACUCUCUGACGAGCGAGCUUCUACCCCGACCAACGUCCUGAAGCCACAGAUGUUUACCCCCCCAACAGCGUCUCGUCGAUCUGAAUUGUUCAAGCCAGCUGUCAGCCAGCGGGCAUCUGUACCUCGGCAUAGUUUGCCGGCUGGCUAUGUUUCCGCUGGAACCUCUAAUACUGGAACCUCGUCGGGUGUGCCCAACAUGCAUUUUGGUGGCAGCAUGGGAAUCCACACCCACAACAGGUCGCCCCUGAAGAAGGCUACGAGCUUGAAUGAACUCACCUCUCAAGAAACCCAGUCCCCGCGGAACUCGCGAGAAAUGGCUGCUUUUGAGCAACGAAACCGAGGACAACAGGGGACACCCUCAAGGAACGUGGAUGGCAGGAGGUUAAACGGGUCGAGCCUUGGUGGCACCAGUAAUCCAUUUGCUGGGCUGGGUAGAAACCAGACGCCUCAGGGGAGACCCUCGCCCAGGUGGUAG
Molecule: messenger RNA, 1386 nt
Organism: Ilyonectria robusta
Lineage: Eukaryota; Fungi; Ascomycota; Sordariomycetes; Hypocreales; Nectriaceae
Exons: 2
Coding region: 1-1386 (461 amino acids)
Biological process (GO): regulation of exit from mitosis; maintenance of rDNA
Source: RefSeq, a predicted model, not a curated record